This is a messenger RNA of Cryphonectria parasitica EP155, 2344 nucleotides long. RefSeq names its product SDA1-domain-containing protein. Gene Ontology annotation, cellular component: nucleolus. NCBI's taxonomy places the organism in Eukaryota, Fungi, Ascomycota, Sordariomycetes, Diaporthales, Cryphonectriaceae. Gene Ontology annotation, biological process: ribosomal large subunit biogenesis; ribosomal large subunit export from nucleus. The coding region runs from base 1 to 2238 and encodes 745 amino acids. The transcript has a single exon. The record is from RefSeq and is a predicted model, not a curated record.
AUGGGCAAGAGAAAGGUCGGCGCGCUCGACAAGCUGGAUGCAGACCUGGCCAGUCUCCAGUUCAAAGUUCGGUCGGAUCCCAAGAGUUACCAAGACGAGUUCGAUCGUCAAUACACGGCCUACCUCGCAACGAAAGAAGUCUUCCUCGACAGUCCCGCGACUGCCACAAGGGAUGUGGCGCAGGACUUUCAUGACAAGGUCGACUUCAUUGCCCACGUCGCAGAAUGCUUCAAGGCCGAGACGAAGAGUUUUCCAGACGACCUCAAGGAAGUGCUGACGGAGCACCAUGCCGUUCUUGACCCGCAUGUGCGCGAGAAACUUGUGGGAAGCCUGGUCCUGCUCAGGCGAAAAGAGAUCAUCUCGUCCGAAUACCUGCUCACCACUCUAUUUCCGAUCCUUGUCUCGACACCCAGCAAGAGCCUCCGAGCCCUGUUGUACCAGAAGAUUGUCAGCGACCUGCGCAACUCAAACUCGAAGGCCACCAACCAUCCUCUCAACCGGACGAUACAAAAUGUCCUCUCCAUCCUCAUCACGUCCGACAGGACCUCGUCCAAGGGUAUCUGGGCGGUCCGGCUGACGCGAGAGAUGUGGCGUCGGCAGAUCUGGACAGACGCGAAACCGGUCGAGGUCAUGAAGGAGGCAUGUCUCGCCGACAGCGAGAAAGUUAUUGUAGGCGGCACGAGAUUUUUCCUGGGGGGAGACAAGGAGAGGGAGGAGAUGGAGGAUGACAGCAGUGACGAGGAGGCUAUCGAUCUCAAGAAGAUGCAGCACCAGCAAGGCAUCAACAAGAAGACCAAGAAGAAGGCAAAACAGUACAAGGACGCUGUGAACAAGGUCAAGAAGCAGGAGCGCAAGAAGAACCAGCCACAUCCCUUGAACUUCUCCGCGCUGCAUCUCUUGCACGACCCGCAGGGAUUCGCCGAGCAGCUGUUCCAGAAGCACUUGGCAAAUACCAAGUCGAAGCUGGCGCUGGAAAACAAACUUCUCGUCUUGCAACUAGUCACCCGGUUGGUUGGUCUGCACAGGCUUACCGUCAUUUCACUCUACUCCUGGUUCAUCAAGUUCCUCACGCCGAGACAGCAAUCCGUCACUUCAUUCCUCGCAUCGCUGGCACAGGCAACGCACAGUCUCGUGCCGCCGGACGCAAUUGAGCCGCUGAUCAUGAAAAUCGCCAAUGAGUUUGUUUCGGAAGCGGCGGCAGCAGAGGUUGCCGCAGCAGGUCUGAAUGCCAUCCGCGAGAUCUGCGUCCGGCAGCCGCUUGCCAUGACCGAGACCUUGCUGCAAGAUCUGGUGCAGUACAGGAAGAGCAAGGACAAGGGUGUCAUGAUGGCUGCAAAGGGACUCUUGUCUCUGUACAGAGAGGUCGGUGCGGAGAUGCUGAAGAAGAGGGAUCGCGGCAAGGAGGCAGUAAUGGGUCUGCGCAGCGGAGACUUGACACAGCGCAAGUUCGGCGAACAGGAUGCGGGUGGCAUUGAAGGGCUUGAGCUGCUAGAGAAGUGGAAAGAGGAAGAGAAGAAGAAGAAGCGCGCCGAAAAGGGACUGCCAGAAGAAGCUGGCAGCGAUGAGAAUCCCGAGGAGGGAGACGAUGAUGGCUUCAAUUCUGAGGACUGGGAUGUCGAGUCGAUAGACAGCAGCGACUCUGGCGGCUGGAUCGCGGUGUCGAGUGAAUCGGAAGAUGAAGAAGAACCUGCUGCCAAGCGACAACGAAAGGGCUCCUCUUCUGAGGCCCCAGAGCUGGUCGACACUAGCAAGGAGAACACCGCCGAAGAUGAGCUCCAGCGCAUGUCGAAACUGGCAACGACUACGAUCCUCACACCAGCAGAUCUCGCCAAGCUACAGGAGCUGCGACUCCAGGCCAACGUCGACAAAGCCAUGGGCGGCAACCGGUCUAAACACGCGCAAGAGCUCGCAGCACGGCACGCCGACGAUCCCCUGACGGCCGAGCAGAUUGAGCUGCCGGCCAAGCUGCGCAAGACGACCAAGGAGGAGAGGCUGGCUAUGGCGAAGGAGGGUAAGCCAGACCGGGAGGAGCACAAGUCGACGCAGGCCAUAAGAAAGGCCAAGAAGGAGGCCGAGGGCAAGUCGACGUCGAACAAGGAGAAGGCGCGCAAGAAGAACUUCCUGAUGACGAUCGGCAAGGCCAAGAUGAAGCAGAAGCGGAGUCUUGUUCAGACGAAGAAGGUUCUGCAGGCGCAUAUAAGCAGGAGCAAGAAGGGCGGAAGAAGUGGUAACUUUUAGAUGGCAUGCACCAAGAUGAUGAUAGACAAGCAUUACCCGCUGAAUCAGACCCUGAUUCAUGAAAUCGAGGCCCCCUUCACAAUGUGACUGGCCUCUUCCUCAUCUC